UAUUUAUAGUGUCAACGAACCUGGAUUUCAGGCGGCAUCAGCUAUGACAGCUGCUAUGGCAUCCAUAGAUUCCAUUGAUUCGGAAACAUCCGAUGCCGCUGGCCAAUAUCCAAUGGAGGAAUGUGUUUUCCUAGAUCCAGAAGUUCAGCGCAUAAUGCGCUCCAAUAAUGACGAUACCAGUGAGUACCCAAAAUAUGGAUGGGUAGACAUAACACAGGACUUCAAAUCGGCAUGCUCUGAGUUGAACUUGGGAGAAUUAGCUCAGGACAUGCUUUUUGGGCUAUUUGAAGCGAUGUCGGCCAUAGAAAUGAUGGACCCCAAAAUGGAUGUCGGCAUGGGAUACAAUAAAAAUGACACCGCUCCACACACUUUUGAAUCGGCAGUUGAGGCUGGAGUGCUGAAACUAAACAAUUUGACCAACGGAGAGUUAAUUGGCAUUUUCGAUGCACUUUUUUCGUGCAUAGUUUCCUGGCUGGAGGGGAAUUCAAUGGAUCAGGUUCUGUUCACCUGCCUGUACUUGCAUGCCCCUGCGAAGAUUGAAGACAAGCCCUUAAAAGCAUUUGCACACGCCGUUCGCCAGUUGAUUAUUAUUGUGAAGAACAUCAUCAUAUCGAGCAGUGUCAAUGAGGAGGAAGAUUUUCAGUUAUAUGGAAAUUCAUCCUUGUUGGCGCCUGAAGAUUCGUCACAUGUCGCCGGCAUACCUACUAUGCUCAAAGAAGCUGAGGACGACCUGGUGAGGCAGAGCAAAAGCUCGACCCAACCUGAAGACAUUAUGGCUGUGGUCCACCGUUUACGAUUCAUGCGGCACUUCUACCAGGCAAUAUAUAGCUUUGAUUGUGCCAUGAAGUCAGUGGUUGAUGAGCCCACAAUUAAUGAUAUCUAUAAACAUUUGAAUGCCUCUCUUGAACUGACUCCGCAAAUUAAGAAGACUAUUGACAAGGGCACCCAACCAAAAGCCGGAUCCGAUUGUCCCAACGCAUUGGGAUUCUCCCCAAGAGUACAUGACAGAAGCCAGCCGCCUACUUUCCCACGUAGUGUCAAAAUGAGGGAUCGGCCAUCCAGCAUCACGUUCUUGGAAGAACUGGUACAUCGUCUAAAAUAUGCCUGCAAAAUUAUACGUAUGCGGGACUACUACUCAAGUUUGAACUUCUUCAUCGAGUUCAGUCGUAAAUCUGGACAGUGUAUAUUGUCACGAAGCGUCCUCCAGGGAUUGUUUUUAAGCUGCAGGCGAUUGGUGUUUGGUACCAUUGCUUUCAAGGACUUUUUAUGGGAUUCGGUGAGAGCUUUCAAUUCACCACCGAUUCUAAACCCCAAAAACCCACUGGCCGCAGACCGCGAGAUUCAAAUGAACUUGAAUUCGUUCUUUCGCUAUUGCGUUAAUACGUUCACUCAAUUUUUGAGAAUUUGUGGUUUCAACAGUGCCCGCCAACGAGAUAAGUUAGGCAGGUUCAUUGACAGUUUUGAUCUCAUUCAAGUGGAGGCAGCCCGAUUGGAUUCGUACCUUAGCAUGUUGGCGAAUGAGAAGUUGGCUGAAGGAAACGAGGUCGCGGCCACAACGCUCAAGUACAGUACACAAUUUGCCACUUGGGUUCUGUACAAUUGCUUUAGAGCCAUGAUGUUAUAUCUAAUGUCGGGAUUUGAGUUGGAAUUGUAUUCGGUUCAUGAAUUUCUGUACAUCUAUUGGUAUCCGUAUGAACUGUUAAUCGGUUUUAUUGUUUCUGCUCUAACACGCACGGAAAACAAUCUGUUGGCCCAGGAGGAAUAUGAACGGGAACAACAGAACAAAAGCCAGGUCGGAAGUGCCGCAAAGAAUCGCAAUAAACCAAAGCCGAAAAAGAACAAAAAGCAACAAAAACCAUAUCGUCAAGAAAUUUUCUAUUAUCACGCCCUCCUAAAUAUGUGCGGUGGUUUUUAUAAGGCUAUGGGCGCCCUAACCAAGGAUGGUCGAAUACGUCAACCCAUGCCAAAAUUCGAUAACGAAGAGAUUCGUUUUAAUCGCCGUUUUGCUCCAUUUGCCAAUUUGACAUCACCUCCCCCCGUGUCGUAUGAUGAAUUCAAGAAUAUACGCGAACAUAUGAUGCGACCACCAUCCUCGGAAAUUUAUGCAAUAGCUGCUAAACAUUUUGAUCAAGCGCGCAAUGCUUUGGAAUCCAUACAGAAUCCUGAGCAAGAGAUCCUCGAUAUGCUGCAGGUGGCCAAAGUUAAUUACGUAGUCAUGAAUGUACUAGCUAAAGGCCACCAAAAGGACACUAAACGUCAACCAGAAUUUGACUUCUCUAAACAUCGUCAUUUCCCCAUCAUCAAAUUGAAUUAA
Messenger RNA from Musca vetustissima, 2314 nucleotides. It is a transcript of the gene Naa35, whose product is annotated as N-alpha-acetyltransferase 35, NatC auxiliary subunit homolog. Gene Ontology annotation, biological process: N-terminal peptidyl-methionine acetylation. The coding region runs from base 44 to 2314 and encodes 756 amino acids. The transcript has 6 exons. Gene Ontology annotation, cellular component: NatC complex. The record is from RefSeq and is a predicted model, not a curated record. NCBI's taxonomy places the organism in Eukaryota, Metazoa, Arthropoda, Insecta, Diptera, Muscidae.